GGCACCGACAGGGACACGGGCUCCAGAGAGGAAACAGCCACCGGUGGGGACACAGACGACAACCGGGAAACAGCCACCUGCGGGGACAGACACCAGUGGGAACACGGACACUGACAGGGACACGGACACCGGAGGGGACACGGACGCCGAAGGGACACAAACAGCAACAGGGACACGAACAUCAGAGGGGACACAGACACCAACAGGGACACGAACAGCGACAGGGACGUGGACACUGACAGGGACACGGCCACUGAGUGGGACACGACCACCAGUGAUUCUCCGGGCCCAGGAAAGGUGGCACCACACGCCCAGUGAGUGGCACUGGGGCCACCGAGGUCCGAUCCCUGGCAGAAGAUGACGGUCCCAGUGCCCAACAGCACGGCGGUGUCGUCGGCUGGGGUGGCAGCACAGCUGGAGCCAGAUCCGGAGCGGUCACCCUGCCUGGUGGGCAUUGUCCCCAUCGUGUACUACAGUGUCCUGCUGGGGCUGGGGCUGCCAGUGAACAUCCUGACCGCUGUGGCCCUGUCCCGCCUGGCCACCAGGGCCAAGAAGUCAUCGUACUGGUACCUGCUGGCCCUGACCACCUCCGACAUCCUCAUCCAGGUCUUCAUCAUCUUCAUGGGCUUCAUCCUGCAGACGGCCAUCCUGGCCCGGGCGGUGCCCAGCGCCUUCAUCCACACCGUCAACGUGCUGGAGUUCACGGCCAGCCACGCCUCCACCUGGGUCACCGUGCUGCUCACCGUGGACCGCUACGUGGCCCUGUGCCACCCGCUGCGCUACCGCGCCGUGUCGUACCCGCAGCGCACGCGCAGGAUCAUCGCGGCCGUGUUCGCCGCCGCCCUGGCCACCGGCAUCCCCUUCUACUGGUGGCUGGACGUGUGGCGUGACGCCGACCCGCCCACGGCGCUGGACACGGCGCUCAAGUGGCUCCACUGCGUCACCAUCUACUUCCUGCCCUGCAGCAUCUUGCUGGCCACCAACUCCAUCAUCAUCCUCAAGCUGAAGCGGCGGCGGCGCGCGGGGGGCGGCAAGACCACGGCGCUGCUCCUGGCCGUCACCACCGCCUUCGUGGUGCUCUGGGCCCCCCGCGCCGUCGUCAUGAUGUGCCACCUGUACGUGGCCUCGGUGAGGAGGGACUGGCGCAUGCACCUGGCCUUGGACAUCGCCAACAUGGUGGCCAUGCUCAACACCUCCCUCAACUUCUUCCUCUACUGCUUCGUCAGCCAGACCUUCAGGCGCACGGUGGGUGAGGUGCUGCGGGGGCACCCCCGGCAUGGCCCCCCCUGCCGGGGCAGUGGCCACUUCCCACCCCCAGCCCUCAAACCGCUGGAGCUGUUGGGUGGCACCGCGCUCUGAGCCAGGGCAGUGCCUGGCUGGGGGUCCCAGUGCCCACCCAGCCCCACCCAUCACACCAGGACCUGGGGAGACCUCCACGGAACCAGAGUUAAUGCUGGUGGUGGCAGGAGGAGGUGGUUGUGCCCAGCCCCUCAUUUUGGGCCCUUGGGGUGCCCUGCCUGGUGACAGCAUCCCAGGAUUCCCCGCCCGCUCUCUGAGCCCCACCAGGAUGGGCAGCUCAGCCCUAUCCAUGCUCAGGACACAGAGCACUGGGACCCCCAAGAACUCAUCCAGGAUGUGCCCCAGCUCGGGUCCUGGGGAGCACGGGGGCACAGCUGCCUGUGGUGAGGGGUGGUGGGCACAGCUGAGCUCCUGUAAGACCUGCAAGGACAUAGUGACCACUGGGAGCCCAUGGGAUGAUCCUUCUGCCAUAAACUGCCGUGCUGAGACCAGAACUCCACCUGGGUCUGGCUCCCUGUGGGCAGAUGGGACGGGGACACCCUGCUCCAGCACCCCUGGCACGGGGUCCCUCUGCCCUGCCCACCCCGGUGCCCCUGCCCU
Molecule: messenger RNA, 1899 nt
Organism: Pipra filicauda (Wire-tailed manakin)
Lineage: Eukaryota; Metazoa; Chordata; Aves; Passeriformes; Pipridae
Gene: GPR142
Product: G protein-coupled receptor 142
Exons: 3
Coding region: 358-1359 (333 amino acids)
Biological process (GO): G protein-coupled receptor signaling pathway
Cellular component (GO): membrane
Molecular function (GO): G protein-coupled receptor activity
Source: RefSeq, a predicted model, not a curated record